GGAAACUGAACGUCCAAGACGAGGAGCUGGAAGCCAUGUUGAAUGAAGGGAAGGGUCCCAUCAACUUUACUGUGUUUCUGACACUUUUUGGGGAAAAACUCAACGGCACUGAUCCUGAAGACACCAUACUGGCUGCUUUUAAACCUUUUGACCCUAACGGGACAGGUUUCGUCAACAAGGAUGAAUUUAAACGACUACUGAUGAACCAGGCUGAUAAAUUCACAGCAGAAGAGGUCGAUCAGGCCUUCACUCUUGCACCGAUUGACCCAGCUGGCAACAUCGACUACAAGCAGCUCUGCUACAUCAUAACACACGGAGACGAGAAGGAAGAAUCUUAAAAUAAAUAAAUAAAUAAAGCGUUUGAAAUUAUCAGCUUUGGAUUCAAAAACUUUAGUCAUAAUUUUUUUUAAAAG
Nematolebias whitei (Rio pearlfish) is the source of this 413-nucleotide messenger RNA. RefSeq names its product myosin, light chain 7, regulatory (gene myl7). Gene Ontology annotation, cellular component: cytoplasm; myofibril. Lineage: Eukaryota; Metazoa; Chordata; Actinopteri; Cyprinodontiformes; Rivulidae. Gene Ontology annotation, biological process: cardiac muscle tissue development; heart contraction. The record is from RefSeq and is a predicted model, not a curated record. Gene Ontology annotation, molecular function: calcium ion binding.